GCAUCUCUAUCUCUGGUCAAGGUGAACUGGGUGGGGCCGGAACUUGAUACCGGCGUUGCCGCAGAAACCGCAUCCUACAGUUCUAAUUCAGGCAGCAGCAUCUACACAUAGAGUAUCGACCUCUGGAAGCACACACACACAAUGCAUACCGGUUUGCAGUAUAUACAUGUGCAAUCACACAUACAAACAGUAAUGUAUAUGUAGUAUAUGCAUGCACAGUCACACACAGGCAUACCAGUCAUCCAGUUGGAAUGUAGAUGCUUUCUCCUGCUGAAGUCUCAGUAUGCUAACGAGCCUAUAAAAAGCCAUGUCACCAAACCAUGAAUAUUCAUCCAUGUCCAAUGUCCCAGCGAAGGUGACCUGUAAGGGCGCAGCAGAGGUUACAAGGGGCAGGGCUUAGAUUAGAGGGACUCAACCCCCUGGGACCCACCCCAUCGGACAGAGCAUUCAUAUCCCCAUACUAAUACACACACGUUCACACAGCCAACCAGAGAUGCCCUCUCUCACUUGCUCUCUCUCUCUCAUUCCCUCUUUCCUGUCAUACCUGUGCUCCUUGUCUCAGAGACUCCGCUGAAUGAACAGAAGGUUAAAACAAACAACAAGAAGCUGCCACCCCUCCUCACCUCCCGUCCUCUUUCCUGAUCCUCUCCUCAUCCUGUCAUCUUCUCUCUUUCUCUCUCUCUCUCUCUCUCUCUCUCUCUCUCUCUCUCUCUCUGUGUGUGUGUACCUGAGAGUCAUACCUCUCUCCACCCUGCAUCCAGUCAGAACCAAGGCCAGGACAUACACACAAAGGUGAUGACAAGUAGUCAUAGGGUCAUCCCGGCACAGCCCAGCCCCUCACACCUGCUAAUCAACCCCAAUGCCUCAGCAACCCCAGAACCUGGGCCCGGAGGCCACACCUCCACAAAGUUUAUGAGCGAGUUGCACUCCCUCCACAUGCCCUCGUGGGCUAUAGGAGCUCUAUGCGUGGUGAGUGUGUGUCUGGUGUUGUCAUGCUGUUUGUGUGUCUGGAGGAAAUGUCUGAAGAAGAAAGACACAGAGAAGGAGAAGAAGGGCAAGAACGGCUUGAACAUGGACACUGAGCUGGAGGGAGGCAACUCUGAGCCCCUGGAGGGUGACACAGAGACCGGAUUGACUGGCAGGGAGGAGGAGGAGCCUAAAGAGGAAGUGAAGUUGGGCAGACUGGAGUUCUCAAUGGACUACAACUUCACAGAGAACACGAUGGUAGUAGGUAUCCUGCAGGCCUGUGAUCUCCCUGCCAUGGACGUUGGGGGAAGUUCAGACCCGUAUGUUAAACUCUACCUUUUGCCAGACAAGAAGAGGAAGUUUGAGACUAAAGUCCACAGGAAGACACUCAACCCAACCUUCAAUGAGACUUUCACCUUCAAGGUACCGUACAAUGAACUUGGAGGCAGGACUCUGGUGAUGACAGUGUAUGACUUUGACCGUUUCUCUAAACACGACGCGAUUGGAGCGCUACGAGUACCAAUGAGCAGCCUGGACUUCAGUCAGAUGACACAGGAGUGGCGGGAACUGAAGAAGGCAGAGAAAGAGGAGUCAGAGCGUCUGGGUGAUAUCUGUCUUUCUCUGAGGUACGUUCCUACAGCAGGGAAACUAAGCAUUGUUGUCCUCGAGGCCAAAAACCUAAAGAAGAUGGACGUAGGAGGACUAUCAGACCCCUAUGUAAAGAUACACCUUCUGCAGAAUGGAAAGAGACUGAAGAAGAAGAAAACCAGCAUCAAGAAGAACACUCUCAACCCUUACUACAAUGAGUCCUUCAGCUUCGAGGUGCCUUUCGAACAGAUACAGAAGGUGCAGGUAGCAGUGACAGUGUUGGACUAUGAUAAGAUUGGGAAGAAUGACGCUAUCGGGAAGGUUUUCCUAGGCGGAGCCAGCAGCGGCACAGAGCUCCGUCAUUGGUCAGACAUGCUGGCCAACCCCCGCCGGCCCAUUGCUCAAUGGCACGGCCUCAAAGCAGAGGAUGAAGUCAACGCUGAGCUGGCUGCCAGGAAGUGAUGUCACAUCCCUAGGCAGCUCUCUGUAGAAGACUACUUUAUAUUGAUGCAUACUGACUUUGCACUUCUACUCCUACCCACUUAUAAACUCCCAAACCCUGAUACCCAUCCACCAUUCAUGACCCCCCCCCCAAACCCCCUCCUCUACUGUGGAAAGUAUUUAAGACACAUUACUAUCUGGGACAUUAGCAUGUAUAUAUCAUGAUAAUACUGUCAAACAUGUACAUUAUACUAUGUUAUUAAACAUUCUAAGAUUGUU
This is a messenger RNA of Salmo salar (Atlantic salmon), 2274 nucleotides long. The record is from RefSeq and is a predicted model, not a curated record. NCBI's taxonomy places the organism in Eukaryota, Metazoa, Chordata, Actinopteri, Salmoniformes, Salmonidae.